Molecule: messenger RNA, 391 nt
Organism: Phalaenopsis equestris
Lineage: Eukaryota; Viridiplantae; Streptophyta; Magnoliopsida; Asparagales; Orchidaceae
Product: stress enhanced protein 1, chloroplastic-like
Source: RefSeq, a predicted model, not a curated record
UAUGAAAUCUUGAAGAUAAGAGUUGAGGUGUUCAAACCAGAACCAGAAGCCACCGCCGUUUCUAAUGGCUCAAGCUCUUGUUGCUUCUUCCACCUUCUCCUUCCUCCUCAAUGCUUCGGCUGCCAAGCUCGAAAGGCCUCAAGCCUCUGCUCGUUUGCUUCCGCGUUCUGGAGUCUCCCAGACCUCCUCUUCCUUCAAAAGCGGCUCCUCUCUCGAUUUUAGGUCAUCUUCGAUGAGAAAAUUUGAAUGCCGAUCGGUGCGGGUUCCGAUCAGGUGUGAGCAGGGUGCAAAGGAGAGUGGGGGAUUGGAUGUGUGGCUCGGUCGCCUUGCAAUGGUUGGGUUUGCCACCGUAAUCACUGUUGAGAUUGUGACAGGGAAGGGGCUUCUGGAG